This is a messenger RNA of Aphanomyces astaci, 959 nucleotides long. RefSeq lists its product as hypothetical. The transcript has a single exon. The coding region runs from base 85 to 921 and encodes 278 amino acids. NCBI's taxonomy places the organism in Eukaryota, Oomycota, Saprolegniomycetes, Saprolegniales, Verrucalvaceae. The record is from RefSeq and is a predicted model, not a curated record.
GCCACACCGCCGCGCCGCCGCCGAAGGCUCCUUGGCGGUAUCCCUCCCUUCAAGGAAGCAAGAGAACCCAUAGAACAAGACAACAUGCUUAGCCUGCAGCACCAAGAAUCCUCGUCCGCAGCAGCAACACCCGCUGCCGCGCCGCUUGGGUUCCUUAUCCGGCUCCCAUCGGCUGCGACAUCAGUGUCCCCGUCUGUGGUAGGGGUCCCACAUCCCAAGCCCCUUCUGGCACCCGUCCCGGCAGCACCGAGUACACCCAUCCCUCCACAUGCAUCUCCCAUCAACUACUCUUCUGACAACAACUCGUCCGACACCAGCAGUUCCCCUUCGUCCCUGCAUGACAAGCGCGACUCGAAGCGGUCGACCAAGUCCAAAUGUCCUCCUGGUCUGCGCAGUGGCAAGUGGACACCCGAAGAAGAAGCGUUCACGAACAAAAUGAUCCAUUUCUUUCGUCUGGGGCUGCUGGACAUUGCCGACGGCACGUCGUUGCGCUGGUAUCUGUCCAAGAAACUCAACUGCGAGGCGAUGCGCGUGACCAAGAAGCUCAAAGGCAACAGUUCCAUCGGCAAGCAGAUCUUCCGGGUGCUCGAGAGCUCAGUCGAGACGGCCAAGUCCAUCCAGAAGGCGGCCGAGGAGCUGCAGGUGCUGGAGGACGAGUUCUUCACGUCGCUGUCACUAAAGCCAGUGAGCGUCCCCCGGACAUCCCCUCCUACUUCUGGGCGACAACAUACCAAAGGAGAGCAACCACAGCAGCGACCGGUGCCCAGGUCAUUCCCUGACUUUAACGACGAAGCCGAACUGCUGCUGCACUUUUGCUUGUCGGCCCAUCGCGGCGAAAAGCGGAAGCGGAUCACUGGUAGUAGUAGUAGUAGCAAUGAUCAUCCAGCACUAGUAGCCUUAGUAGACGCACAAGCUCAAUAGUAACCACCUCCCAAACACAAUAGCACAACGUUUUAGUG